This is a messenger RNA of Gryllus bimaculatus (two-spotted cricket), 1950 nucleotides long. Lineage: Eukaryota; Metazoa; Arthropoda; Insecta; Orthoptera; Gryllidae. The record is from the annotation of a GenBank genome assembly.
AUGGCCAAGGGACUGCAUGACUUACUGUCGAAUCGACACAAGUUCGCCCCCCAGAAUGAAAAUCUGCAACGUAAAUUUCAAGAGCGAACUUCUGUACCUUCAAAGGACCUGAAGGAACUAGAAGUCAAUGUGAAAAGUGUUCUAAUAGCAGCAGGUAAAUCGUUGCGAGUUAGUGAACUUGAAGAAGAAUACAAAGUUUUUUUCAGGUCAGGGAUUCCAUUUCGGGAUUUCGGUACCUUCAGUACCUUAGAGCUACUGAAAAGAAUCCCAGAAGCAUGUGAAAUCGGCAAUGAAUCAAGUAACGAUCCUCUUGUUACUGUAAAGAGUUCACGAAAAAGUGCUCACAUUAUUAAUUUAGUUAAAAAAAACAAAACAAAACCCAAAACACUACCUGUUAAGAGUGUCCCUCAGAAGGAUGUAUUUGUGCCAUUCACUGUUCAAGAUGAAAUUAGACACAUACUGUACUUAAAAAGAAGAGUUAGGAAAGAAGAAAUUAUGAAGUUGUUAUGGGAAAAAUUUGAUUUAAAUUAUUUAAAUCUUAAAGGGCCAAUCGACGAAUUGAUCCGAAGUCUGCCGCAUUUACUGAUUAAUGAUGGUGCAUUUGUGAGAAGUGCACAUCAGAUAAAGAAAGAAGAAGUAGAAUUACCAGAAGAACUUUGUAUAGAAGGAGCACAUUUGUGCCCCAGUUUCAGAUUGGGUUAUCGUGAAUCUCAAAUCUCUCAGAAUCUUUGUGCCUUACUUGCAGAGAAGAAGCAAAUAUACGUGAUUGAUAUCCCUCGUCUUUAUUUAAAAAAGUUUGGGAAAGAACUUAAAUGGCAGCAGUUUGGGUUUGCAGAUCUUUGGAGAUUUCUGCUACUUUUGCCAGGUGAUUUCUUUAUGUUCCAAUCUGACUCUGGAUAUGUUGUCACAGAAAAUGCUGUUCCUGGAACUGUGGAUUGCCGACAAUUCCAGGAACAGCAUUUGUGUGGUGAUGCUGUGUAUGAAGAAAUUCUAGAAAAAAUUAGAAAGUUGGUACUUCAUGUGAAUACAGGAUUAAAUUCAAAACAUCUAAUGUCUGCUUAUGAAACACUGUAUUGUGAAAAACUGUUAAUUAGGACGAAUUUUAAUCAAUUCCUAAGUGAACUUCAUAAUAAGCUUAUUUUUAAAAUUAAAGAAAUUGGAAAUUCAUGUGUACUCUUUCCAUGUAAUAUGUAUGACAUUUUUAGGUUGAAAGAGAAGAAACCUGAAAAACUUGAAAAAGUACAUCUGCCGAUUGAUGUUUUGAAACCUGGAGAUUCCUUGAAAAGUGUAAGUUUUGCAAAAGUAAUCAAUGCCAACAAUCAGCAGUUUUGUGCAGCUUUUGUCUCCUUUGUAGAAAGUCCUAAUAAUUUCUAUAUAAGAGUUGCUGGAAUUAGUGAAGGUGAAAUGGAACUGGAUGAAGAGUUCAGGGUUUUGACAGGUGAUAUGAGCAAGUUGUAUUCACUUUGUUCCGAAGAAUAUGAUAUUCCUGUCAGUGAAUUUAAAGUAAAAAUGGUAUGUGCUGCAUGUGUAAAAGGUGAAUGGCAAAGAGUGGUAAUUUUGGAUGUUUUGGAUAAUACUCGGAUAUUGGUUAAGUCUGUCGAUUAUGGCACAUAUCAUAAAGUCACUAUGAACAGUUUAAAGUACUUACCGAGAAGGUUUUCAAAUCUUCCUAGAUUAGCUUACCCAGCAACAUUAUUCAACAUUAAGCCAAUGGGAAGUGAAUGGGAUUAUGAAGCAAUAUUGACAUUCAGGAAAUUAACAGUAGGAAAUAAUAUGGAUCCUAAACCUUUAUCUACAAUCAUCAUCCACAGAAGUGAAGAGGGGGUAUUGCAGGUUGUGUUAUCAGAUGAAUAUCAGGAUAAAGUGAUCCAUCUGGGAGAUGAAUUGGUUGACUGGGGCUAUGCCUCAUUUAGGUUUGAAGAUGAAAUUUUUGGUGCCAUGUACUGUUGA